This is a messenger RNA of Vespa crabro (European hornet), 4080 nucleotides long. Its product is annotated as bestrophin-4-like. Lineage: Eukaryota; Metazoa; Arthropoda; Insecta; Hymenoptera; Vespidae. Gene Ontology annotation, molecular function: chloride channel activity. The record is from RefSeq and is a predicted model, not a curated record. The transcript has 12 exons. The coding region runs from base 993 to 3083 and encodes 696 amino acids.
CAAAAUAUACGAAAUGAGCUUGACAUUCGAAUUCUUAGAUUUUGGAUACUUUCCAUCGGAUCGACAUCGAGCAGGCUUCAAUGUUAAUACAUAUCCGAAGGGAUGAUACUGACUACCGAAGCAGUUCUCAACGGACGAGUGUCAGGUGCGCAUCCAAAGAAAAGAAAGGUUUCUUCGAGAUGCUUAAUUUGCGGUUUGCUAGUAUUCGUGAAAAUUUUAAUUUAACGUCGAUUUGUUUACUGUAUAUUAAAGUUUAUAAUUUAGAAUUUUUAUAUACAAUCGAGUGAUUUCAAGUGAUAUAAUAGAUCGGUAUAAGUUUUUAUAGAUGUAAUUGUUAGCUAUAUUGAGAUUAAAAAAUUAUAGUGAUUUAGAUAAGAAAAAGAUUGUGUAAUACUUUUGAACUACGUUAAAUACGUAUAGUGAAUAUGGAACUGGACAUAAGAACUAAAAACAAGAGUAUUUAAAAUAUAUAAAACAUAUCGUUAAAUCGAACGUUCACAUAAAAUCUUUUAACAAUUUCACGAUUGAGUUUAUAUUAAAUUUAGAAUAAUUUGCUAUUGAAUGAAGAUAGCAAAGUAAAUAAUUUGGAAUUACAUAACUGAACAGAAGUCAAUUAAAAUAUUCUAUGUCUACAUAUUUUGUUGCUACGUGGGUAUGAACGGUGCAGUAUGUACCGUUUUUGGUCAUAGCAUGGUAGCUACAUUAUAUCUUUUCGAUAUCUCUAAAGAAUGGGAUACAUUUGCAAAUGAUAAAGGGUAGCCUGACGUCACAAUUUAUUUAUGAAAUGGCAGGACUGUAUGUUACUUUACUAAGCACUAAAAUAUUAAUGUGCACUGUACUCCAUCCUAACGAUCGAUUAUGGUUGGAUUUCGAACUAUGCAAAUGUCAGCAUAUCGAAAUACCGAAAAGUUAAAAUUUAAACGCAACGUAAAGGGAUUGAAUAAUUAUAUGAAAUCAAAAGGGAAAACGAGAUUUUUCUAAAUGGAUAAAAGAUGACCGUCUCUUAUCAAUACGAAGUUGCCAGCUCCACGAGCGGAGGAUUUACCAGACUUCUGCUUAUGUGGAGGGGUUCGCUCUACAAGCUUAUUUACAGAGAACUUGUACUCUUUGUGAUUAUGUUCGCAUCACUCUCGGCUAUUUAUCGUCAUGCUUUGACCGAUUUACAAAAGAGGGAAUUUGAGAAAUUCGUAAUAUAUUGUGAUACGUUCAUUAACUUAAUUCCUCUUAGCUUCGUGCUAGGAUUUUACGUGUCUCACGUAGCUGAUAGAUGGUGGAAACAAUAUAAUGCGAUACCUUGGCCGGAUAAGGUUAUGCAUCUAGUGGCACUUUAUGUUAGCGGAGAUGAUGAAUACGGUCGUAUGUUGCGGAGAGGUCUUAUGAGAUAUUUGAAUCUCUCCCUAAUACUUGUACUACGUUCCAUUAGUUCGGCGGUAAAAAGACGGUUUCCAACUCUCGAUCACGUGGUAGAUUCCGGUUUCAUGACUUCCUUGGAAUUAGAUUUAUUUCAAUCGGUACCAAGUCUCGAAUUCAAUACCUACUGGAUCCCAUGUACAUGGUUUAUCAAUCUGUUGAAGGAAGCACGUCGAAACCAUAGGUUGCCUGAUGCGCAAGGUUUAAAAAUAAUUAUGGAGGAAUUCAAUGAUUUUCGCUCUAAAUGUGGACUCUUAUGGAGUUAUGACUGGGUUUCCAUACCUUUGGUUUACACGCAGGUCGUGACCCUUGCAACGUACAGUUUCUUUGCAGUUGCACUUGUUGGUCGUCAAUAUAUCGAGGGAAAUCAAAAACAAUUUCAGCUAAAAGUUGACAUAUAUUGUCCUCUAUUUACGAUUCUACAAUUUUUUUUCUUCAUGGGUUUAUUAAAGGUAGCUGAACAAUUAAUAAAUCCUUUUGGCGACGAUGACGAGGAUUUCGAAUUGAAUUGGCUUAUUGAUCGUCAUGUCAAGGUAUCAUAUUUGGGCGUGGAUACUUUGAUGACUCGCUGUCCGCCUCUCGUAAAAGAUAUUUACUUUGAUGCAGAAAAUCUUAUCUUACCUUACACCGAAGCAGCAGCAGCUUACAAGAGAAAGACUUAUCGUGGCAGCGUUGCAGAUAUGCCGGUGCCAGAAGAAAAGCAAACAAUGUUCUUACCAGGAAUAUUAGAAGAAGAGGAAGAACCCAGAAACACACCUCGUACGUCGAGUGCUAGUUUAGUAACGCAUACUGACAGUCCAAUGACUGAAAAGCGCCAGAUUAGCGGGUCACCUCAAACAACUCCAUCGAUGGUUAGUAACUCUAGUGAAACGGUUCUUCAAUUAGAUAAUCAAGAACAACAACAACACCAACAGUGCGAAGUUGAGCAAGGCGAUCAACAACGCAGGCGUUUGACUGGUGCGAUGAGAAAAUUUUCAGCUAUUGCUAGGCAUACGAAUCCACGAGUUGAGUCGAAUCGAAAGCCUUUCUUUGCAGCAAUAAAAACACCCAAGAUAUUGCUGCAACCUUGGCCGAGUGCCACCAACUUAUCAGGAAUAAACCGUCAUCGAGGUCCCGACACGCCCGCACCAUUCACUGCUCCUAAAAUACUAUGCGUCCCACCAGCUUUACAGAUUUCAUUUACCGACGAAGUCAAAGAUCAAGAGAAUCGCGAAGGCUUUGAUAACUCUGCUUUUUUUCAUGAAGACGUUGACGAUCGUUACAUAGAGGAUCAGGACGAUAAUACAAUGGAUAAGUUAAGGAACGUUAAACAAUUUGAACGAUUCGUUUUAGCGGAUACUUCGGAAUGUUCAGAUGCGCAACUAGAAGCGAUAGAUCUACAGCGUUUCAAAGAAACUAUAGAACAGAGAUCAGAAAGCUUUUCUAACUAUCUUCUUCAAAGACAACGUUCUUCAACCGGAUCUAGCGAUAAGAAGGGUGUUCAUUGGAGAACAGAUGAGAGACGACCUUCGUUGCUGGCUCGUCGGAAAACCAUUCACAGCGUCCCAACUUCUCUGCAAAUCAUCAUACCACAAGCAAGGAGUUCACCGAACUUAACCAAUAUAGAAGUUGAAGAGAAAAACGUAGAGAAGCUAGAUACUCCCGAUGAAUCUGAAAAAGAUACCAUAGUUUAAAUAUCGAUAUAAUUCAUAUAUACUACAUAUUUGUGAGUAUGAUAAAAUAUUUCAAUUUUGAUCGGUUUUUCCCGCCAUUAUUUAUCUUGUGCGACGUUUAUAUACUGAUUUAAAUAGGCUAAGUAUUAAUAUUAAUCUCUCUUCUUAUAGCAUUUGAUACAUUUGACGAAUUUUCUGCAACAUCAUGGUAAAUAUUAAUUCAGAGAAAUGAUCAUGUUUAUUUAUUUUCUCUCUCUCUCUCUCUUUCUCUCUCUCUCUCUCUCUCUCUCUCUCUCUCUAUACUUUUAUUGUUUUGAUAAAGGAGUAAAUUAUAAUAUAUUUCAUUUCAAUGCGCUUCUAGAUCAUAAUCAACAUAGAUAAUAAUAUCUAUAAUGAAGAUAAAACAGAUUUGAUCAAGUAAUAAAAAUAUAAUAAUAUCUUUAAUGCACAUAUUUAUGAUAUUAUAUUGCUAUAAACCAUGUUAUGAUGCUAUAAAUUUAUUCGAAAUUUGUAAUAACAUUUUAACGUAUUAAUUUAUUUAAUCGUUUUACUGUCGGCCAAGAUUUAAAUAUUUAUAAAGAUAUAUUUAUUAGUUUCCAUCUCAGUAUUAUUAUAAAAUGACUGUAUUAUUAUAAAUUAAUUAUUUCUAUAAUUUGUAUAUGAUUCAAUUUAUGAUUUUUUAAAUUGUAAACAAUAACUAUUUGGCGGAAGAAGCUGUGCGAUUAAUAUAUUCUAUAUUUGUUGAAUAAUAGUAGCAUUUUAGAAUAAAUACUUAUAAUUAUUUUCAAAACAUUGGGAAUUGUUAUGUAUAUAUUGUAAAUAUUAGACCCCUGAAUGUUUCUUUAAACACAAUAGAAUAUUUCAUCAUUGUUGAUUAACUCCAAGCAUUUAUCUUCUUAUUAUGUUCAUGAACCUUUUAUGUAAUAAUAAAGGCAUGGAUUCUAAUUUGAUAAUUUAUUGUAUGUAUAACAAUUAUUAUAUAAUAAGUGUUAGUAAAUAAAUAGUAGAUGCAACCAUU